This is a messenger RNA of Macadamia integrifolia, 2244 nucleotides long. RefSeq lists its product as uncharacterized. The record is from RefSeq and is a predicted model, not a curated record. Gene Ontology annotation, molecular function: S-adenosylmethionine-dependent methyltransferase activity. Lineage: Eukaryota; Viridiplantae; Streptophyta; Magnoliopsida; Proteales; Proteaceae. The transcript has a single exon. Bases 543 to 2021 code for a protein of 492 amino acids.
UGAUAAAGGUGUCGACUCGAUGAGUUUAUGAGAUCCAUCCCAACUCUUCACUUCACUUUCCCACUGUGGAAUCUGGAUUGCGAAAGAAAGAAUUGAAAGGAGCUCGGAAGUGUUUUGAAAUCUGGUGGACUCUCUCAAUCUCCCACUCUUUCUCUGUAGAUUGUACACGUACUAAGAUGUAAGGAGGGAGAAGGAUGCGGUCGGUGCUUCGAAGAUGAUGAAGAAGAUGGUUGGAGAGUGGUACCGUUACUGGUUCGAGCCGAUGCCCAGAAGGGUUCCAAGGAGCGUCUGGUUAAGCGUCCAAAAAUCUCAGGGUCUCCUCGUGGGUGGGAAUCACACCUCCUCCAGGUUUUGCACUCGCUAAGUCCUAAUUCUUUCCCUUUUGUUGAUCUCUCUUUGUUCGUUAUAGUCCUCUCUUUUGAGCAAGCUUUUGAUUUACCCCUUUGUGGUAAGGGAAAACCCACAAAUCUCUUUCUCAGAUCCUAUCUCCAUCGAUCUGAUCGGGGAUUGGGAACCUGGGUUUGGGAAAGAUCUGCUUUCUUAUGUCAUUUUUGGUAACUCAAACUCCAAUCGAUACUCAAAACGCUAAUACGCAGAAUCGAAUUCAAAUGGCUUCUAGUGCCUUGAGACUGCAAGUUCUUCAUGGGUCUUUAGCUAGGCGGGUGCUCUUUCGCGCUUUUCUGUUCGUUUCAGCUAUAACGAUCAUACCUCUGCUUCAGCUCCGCGAUGACGAGCCCGCCCAGCUCCUUGCCGUGGUCUCUGGUGACUGCGCCCCAAAUGAUGAUGUUGUUGUUGCUUCUUCCGAUACACAUUUUCUUCCUGGCGGCCAAUUCCUGAAACCUAUGUCUACUUAUGUGAUUCCUUUUAUACCUUCAACCCUUUCAGUGGUGUCCUGCGAGGAAAAUGCCAACUUCACCUUCCAUUUGUUUAAGGAGCUAAUGGGUCACCAACUGUUGCAUUCUGGUGCCAAAGUUCUCUGUGUCGGAGAUGGGUCGGCCUCGGCUGUCUCGGCAUUGCAGAGCUUGGGCUUCUCUGAUGCUCUUGCGGCCGACCGGCACCCAUUUUUCUCUCUUGCGAGGAAAAGGCUCAUUUAUGGGCUCAAUUUUCAGGACCAUUCUUUCGAUUUUGUUUUCUCCAGAGCUCUUGAUAGGGUGUCCGUCCCUGCUCUUCUUGUGCUUGAGAUUGAGCGUGUCUUGAGACCGGGCGGUAUUGGAGCUAUGCUUGUGCGUGUCAGUGGUUCUAACCCAAGUAGCUUGAUAAAGUCUGCUACUCCUGUUUCAUCAUUCCUGAAAAGUUCUAGGGUCAUUGAUGUACGUGAUUUCGACUUCUUUACAUUGGUUGUUUUCAAGAAAAGAUUUGAUGGUGUCAAUUUUUUUGAGAACUAUAAGCUCCCGGAUGAAUGCCCAUCCAUUAUAAACAACAAACGUUUCAUGGAGUACUUGGAGCCUCUUUCAGAUGAAAAACCAGUUGGAACUGGAAUUCAAGAAAAAAUUUCAUUUUUACCCCACUUCAUGGAUAUCUCUUCUAGGAAGCGGUUGAUUUACAUAGAUGUAGGUGCAGGGGAUUACACAAAUUUCAGCACCAAGAAUUUGUCCCUCCCCUUGUACCCUGCACAAUCCCGAGGCUUUGAUGUUUAUAUUGUUCAUCAUGACACGUCUGUCCUAGCUAGCUAUGUCAAAAAGCCUGGUAUCACUUUUGUUUAUUACCCUGGUCUAGCUGGGAACAAGGUUACUUCCAGUCCUGUUGGACAUUUGAGUCCAUUGUUGGAUGAAGGGUUUGAUUUUCUUGUUUGGUUCAAAGAAACAGUAGCAGCUGAAGAUUUUGUGGUGCUGAAGAUGAAUGCAAAAGGUGUAGAAUUGAAGCUGCUUUUUGAUUUGUUAAAAGAUGGAGCCAUAUGCCUUGUUGACGAGCUCUUUCUUCAUUGCUCAGACAGCAUACAUGACCAAGAUGACACACAUGGAGACUGUAUGGACCUCUUCAGGGCUCUCCGAAGUGGUGGUGUCUUUGUCCAUCAAUGGUAGUUGGGUUGAACUUCCAUGAGAAGUUUUCUGAAUUUUUCAGCACAAAUAAUUAUCAGACAAUUCUGUUUAAUUUCCUUUGAACUUGUUUCAGUUCCGAAAAUAUUUGUUUAAGUCCUGUUUAAGGUCCUUCUUUUGGAGGUGCAGGGAUUAUCUACUCUACUUGAAUUUGUUAUUAUGCAACUAUUUAAUGGCUUAGUAAUCCUUUAUAUAUCUUGUUUGUUUA